Messenger RNA from Nicotiana attenuata, 450 nucleotides. RefSeq lists its product as uncharacterized. The record is from RefSeq and is a predicted model, not a curated record. The transcript has a single exon. The coding region runs from base 1 to 450 and encodes 149 amino acids. Lineage: Eukaryota; Viridiplantae; Streptophyta; Magnoliopsida; Solanales; Solanaceae.
AUGGCAACAGCAUCAACUUCCUUCCUUACUUCUUCUCCAAUUCUUCCUUCACUAUUCUCACCAAAAACAAAGUCAUCGUCAAGAGCUUCAAGAACAAAGACGUUGGCAAUGAAAAGAGAAGCACGUGAUCAAAACUACUAUAACUGUCGUGUUGUAAAUGAGAACAUGAUCGUCCUUCGAAAGAGAAUUCAUGAGAUGAAGAUGAUCGAGAGGAAUUACGAGCCUUCAGCUGAAUGGACGAAUUGGGAGAAGAGUCUUUACGCGAAUUAUGACUCGAAUAUUUGUGAAGCCAUGGGAUUCUUGCAGUCCGAGUUGAUGGAUACAAGACCAAGUUUGGCUUUGGGCAUGGUUGCACUCAUUGCAUUGAGUGUGCCCACUUCAACUGCUGUGGUUUUGUUUCAUUUGGUAGAGUUGGCUAAGGAGGUUUUGGCUGGAUUGCAUAUUUCUUAG